Messenger RNA from Capronia coronata CBS 617.96, 954 nucleotides. Its product is annotated as mitochondrial DNA replication protein YHM2. Gene Ontology annotation, cellular component: mitochondrion. The record is from RefSeq and is a predicted model, not a curated record. Lineage: Eukaryota; Fungi; Ascomycota; Eurotiomycetes; Chaetothyriales; Herpotrichiellaceae. Gene Ontology annotation, molecular function: tricarboxylate secondary active transmembrane transporter activity. Gene Ontology annotation, biological process: alpha-ketoglutarate transport; mitochondrial citrate transmembrane transport. The coding region runs from base 1 to 954 and encodes 317 amino acids. The transcript has 3 exons.
AUGUCCGCUCAAGCAGUGACGGGGGAACCCACCGCAGGCAUUCCCCAUAUCGAGAAGAAGCCCGUCAAGUUCAGCAACUUGCUGCUCGGAGCCGGGCUGAACAUGUUCGAGGUCACCACGCUAGGACAACCGCUGGAAGUCAUCAAGACGACCAUGGCCGCCAAUCGAUCGGACACCUUUGCUGGUGCCAUGUCGAGAAUAUGGAGCCGUGGUGGUAUUCUAGGAUACUACCAAGGCCUCAUCCCAUGGGCGUGGAUCGAAGCCUCGACCAAGGGCGCGGUGCUGCUUUUCGUCGCCUCUGAAGCGGAAUACCGAGCCCGAACAUUCGGCGCCGGCAACUUCGUCGCCGGCAUUGCAGGAGGCAUGGUUGGUGGUGUGGCCCAGGCGUACGCGACCAUGGGGUUCUGCACAUGCAUGAAGACGGUGGAGAUCACCCAGCACAAACUGGCCGCGGCGGGCGUGAAGCCGCCGUCGACGUUCAAAACAUUCGCCGACAUCUAUCGCAAAGACGGCAUCCGGGGUAUCAACAAGGGCGUCAACGCCGUCGCCAUUCGCCAGACCACCAACUGGGGCUCGCGGUUCGGAUUGUCCAGAUUGGCCGAGAGCGGCAUCCGCAAAGUCACCGGCAAGGAACAGGGCCAACCGCUCAGCGCCGGCGAGAAGAUCCUGGCCAGCGCUCUCGGUGGUGGCCUGUCCGCCUGGAACCAGCCUAUCGAGGUCAUCCGUGUCGAGAUGCAGAGCAAGACUGUAGACCCGAACCGGCCCAAGAACUUGACCGUCGGCAAGACGUUGAAAUACAUCUACGAAUCCAAUGGUCUCAAGGGCCUCUAUCGCGGCGUUGCUCCACGUAUUGGCCUCGGCGUUUGGCAGACCAUUUGCAUGGUUGCUUUGGGUGAUAUGGCCAAAGAAGCCGUCGAGAAAUUGACUGGUGAAAAGGUCACCGCGAAGCACUAG